AUGUUGUAUUCUAGAUUCCACGUCGUCAAGUCUACCGACGUUCAAACCUCCUCCGGCGGCCAAACGGAUGGCAUGACACGCAAACCCGCCAUUACAGGCCUCGCCUCAAUUUGCAGCUCUAUCAUGCUAGCCGAGCCCCAUUCAGCCUCUGCAGUCCACCAUCACGGCGCCCAGGAUACAAUCGUUUACGCGGUGCGUGGACAGGGUGCUGUCGUCAGUGAAGGAGGCAAGAAACGACAAGUCCUGAAGCAGGGAGACUUCGCCCUGAUACCUGCGUAUCAGGAGCAUCAGGAGGUCAACGAUGGGGAUGAGGAAGUCGAGUGGGUCAUUGUGAGAAGUGGAGCUGAACCUGACGUUGUGAAUUUGGAGGGUUGGGGGAAGAGUUGA
Messenger RNA from Aureobasidium pullulans EXF-150, 387 nucleotides. Its product is annotated as RmlC-like cupin. The record is from RefSeq and is a predicted model, not a curated record. The transcript is spliced from 2 exons. NCBI's taxonomy places the organism in Eukaryota, Fungi, Ascomycota, Dothideomycetes, Dothideales, Saccotheciaceae. The coding region runs from base 1 to 387 and encodes 128 amino acids.